Schizosaccharomyces japonicus yFS275 is the source of this 1757-nucleotide messenger RNA. RefSeq names its product thiamine pyrophosphate transporter. Gene Ontology annotation, biological process: transmembrane transport. The transcript has 3 exons. The record is from RefSeq and is a predicted model, not a curated record. Bases 113 to 952 code for a protein of 279 amino acids. Lineage: Eukaryota; Fungi; Ascomycota; Schizosaccharomycetes; Schizosaccharomycetales; Schizosaccharomycetaceae. Gene Ontology annotation, cellular component: membrane; mitochondrial inner membrane.
CAUUAUCCCAGUUUACCGUAUGUUUUUCUAAUCUCUGCCUUCAGUCAGCUCCGAGAACCGGUGUCCUAUAGCCGGUAUAACCUUCCUCGCUCGCCUCCUGUCCUUUGCCGCCAUGGAAGCAAAGUACCAACGUCCUGCUUGGCAUCACACAGUUGCUGGUGCUUUGGGCUCUGGCAUUUGCAGGCUUUUUGUCGCUCCCCUUGACGUCAUGAAAAUUCGUAUGCAAGUGACGCAAGACUCGCUUCGUACAACCUUUUUGCGCACGUUACGCGGGGAAGGUUUACUAGGUUUCUGGAGGGGAAAUCUUUCAGCCGAGUUUUUGUAUCUGGCAUACGGUAGUUGCGAGUUUUUUGCAUUUUCACAAACGAAACGUUUGUCCCUAGAUCAUGCUACCAAGGUGCACCCGCGACUCAUGGACUUUAUGUGUGGAGCACUCGCCGGCAGUUUUGCGACAGCGGUCUCGUAUCCGUUCGAUACGAUGCGGACUCGUUUCGCAGCCCAAACACAUCGACCCCACAUCCUACGUACGGUUCUCCACACAUUAAAGACGCGGGGCAUUGCCGACUUUUACCCCGGCCUAGGCGUCUCAGUAGUGCAAAUUGCACCGUACAUUGGCUGUUUUUUCACGACAUAUCGUUUUUGUGAUGACACGCUCUCUCGACUCGACACGGGACCGCGUUCAUUUUUGUGUGGUAUCAUUGCCGGAGCUACUUCAAAGACACUAACGUUUCCGGCUGACACCCUGAAGCGGAAUCUCCAAGCCCACAGCAAUAUCUACCACAACACAUGGCAAUGUCUUCGGGGAAUCCUGCGUGCAGACGGAAUCCGCGGUCUUUACCGAGGACUUGCCAUGAGUUUGACAAAGGUGGCCCCAGGAAGUGCAAUUACAAUGUUCUUUUAUGAGGAAACAAUGAAGCUGCUGGAACAGCUUGAUCCUACAACACGCAAAUAGAACAGAAACUGCAAUUCAUUACGUCGUUAAGAAAAUCCGGCAGGCAGGAAUGAAGAAAAGGAACAUUAGAAGACAGACACACGUGUGAUUGAAGACAUUCCGCUUUAGCUUUGAGCGCCUGCUUUUGGAUGCUUUUUGAGCAAAUCCUCAAUGCUUGUUAAGCUUUCUUCCAUCACAGCAGCCUGCACACGAGGAUUUUGAAGUCUAGUUGUAGCGCGACGAAUCACAUCUUUGACAAUUUGCUGCUGCUCUGCUGCACGAACGGCCGCCUCGUAAUGAACCCAGCUGUCCAGCACUGAACGAGCUUCUUGGACAACGGCCACUUGUUGCUGCAAUGCAAAGACUUCGGCUUCCGUUUUAGCGAGGUCACGAGCCGUAUCGUAAAGCAGUUUUGUUACCUCCUCCGCAUCUUGAAGCGAGGCAACUUGGUCGAUCCUAUGACGUACAAUAUCCACGUGGUUCUCGCGUGCGUCCUGCAACACCUUCGUCACUCGUUCAGCAGCUUGCUGGGCACCUUGGCUGAAAGCCUUGCGACCAAGCGUUCCGAGGACGAGAAGGACACCAACGAAGGCGGCAGCAACAACAGACUCCUCGUUGACAAUGUAGAUAUCGCGUGAAAUCGCAGCUGCCAAACCAGCAGCGGUAACCGUCAAGAAACCGCUUUUUGUGAGCAGAGAAGUUGACGGCAGUUUGUUUAAUAAACUAGCAGCUUUUUCGGCAGGUGGAGGCCGUUUCGGAGCGGGCGAAGACGACGAAGUCGUAGAUUUGUAGCGAUGGGCCAGAAACGACCGAUUCAAGGCCGUGG